AUGGCUUUAGCAGUCGUUGAAGCAGCGAGAAAACUACGACCGUAUUUCCAGUCGCAUUCCGUGGAAGUACUGACUGAUCAGCCUCUCCGAACGAUACUCCAGAACACCAACAGAUCCGGCAGACUCACAAAGUGGGCCAUUGAACUCGACGAGCUCGAUAUCACCUACAAGAACCGCACGGCAGCGAAAUCCCAGGUUCUUGCCGACUUCUUGGUCGAACUGGCCCCAGAAUUGGAGCAAGAUCUCACACUCCCAAGCUCAAACUGGACGCUGCACGUCGAUGGAUCGUCGACCAACAAGGGAGCAGGUGCUGGAGUCCAACUACAGUCCCCAACCGGUGAGCUAAUCAGACAGUCUUUCAGCUUUGGCUUUCCCGCGUCAAACAACGAGGCAGAAUACGAAUCUCUGAUCGCAGGACUUCGCUUAGCAAAAGCCGUAAAAGCUAAACGACUAAGCUUUUAUUGCGACUCCCAGUUAGUCGCCAGUCAGUUCAGCGGCGACUACGACGCCCGCAACGAUCGAAUGGACGCCUAUCUCAAAAUAGUGCAAAGCCUGGCAGCAAAGUUCGAAUUCUUCGAACUCAUCAAAGUUCCGAGAGGCGAGAACGUCUGCGCUGACGCCCUCGCCGCCCUUGGCAGCAAGCUUCGUGAUCAAGUGAAACGAACCAUUCCGAUACAUCGUAUCGAGAAACCAAGCAUCGACGUCCUAACCGAUCAAACCCUCGUUGCCCAAGUCGUUGAACCCGCUACUCCAGACGACGAUGAGUUUGACCCAGAUUGGAGAACUGAAUUCAUCGACUACCUCUCGAAGGGGGAACUCCCAGCCGAAAAAUGGGCAGCUCGCCGGCUAAAAACCCGUAGCGCCCAUUACGUCGUUCUCGACAAUGAACUGCAUAGAUGGACUGCGAGUAAGGUGCUCUUAAAAUGCAUCCAUGGCGACGAGACAUCAAGGGUUAUGGCAGAAACGCACGAAGGCACUGGUGGAAAUCAUUCGGGCGGACGUGCGUUGGCAAUAAAAGUAAGGAGCUUGGGUUUCUUAUGGCCAACAAUGAACACGGACUGCGAGUCUUACGCGAGAAGCUGCGACAAGUGCCAACGGCACGCACCCAGCAUCCAUUGUCCAACCGAAAUGUUGCGAACAACCACCGCUCCCUACUCGUUCAUGCGAUGGGCGAUGGACAUCAUAGGACCACUUCCCCGUUCCCGCCAAAGACGCUUCAUCCUCGUCCUCACCGACUACUUCACCAAAUGGAUCGAAGCCGAAGCAUACGCUCAAGUCACAGACAAAGAAGUCUGCGGUUUCGUCUGGAAAAACAUCAUUUGCCGCCAUGGUCUACCUUAUGAAAUUGUUACCGACAACGGAUCGCAGUUCAUGUCAGGUAAUUUCAAGGAGUUCUGUGGCAAGUGGAACAUUCGACUAAGCCCCUCCACUCCUCGUUACCCGCAAGGUAACGGCCAGGCAGAAUCCUCCAACAAACUCAUCAUCGAUGGCAUCAAGAAGCGUCUGGACCUGAAAAAGGGUCACUGGGCCGACGAACUCGACGGAGUCCUAUGGAGCCACCGCACAACCCCGCGAGGAUCGACUAAAUCGACUCCUUUCUCCCUCGCCUACGGUGUCGAAGCAUGGCUCCUGCUGAAGUUAACGUUUCAAGCCUCCGACGUUCCAAGAUGCCUCAAUACGUCGAGCUCAACAAGGAGAUGCUGCUCGACGCCCUCGACGAGAUAG
Messenger RNA from Brassica napus (rape), 1725 nucleotides. RefSeq lists its product as uncharacterized. The transcript has a single exon. NCBI's taxonomy places the organism in Eukaryota, Viridiplantae, Streptophyta, Magnoliopsida, Brassicales, Brassicaceae. Gene Ontology annotation, biological process: DNA integration. Bases 1 to 1725 code for a protein of 574 amino acids. Gene Ontology annotation, molecular function: nucleic acid binding; RNA-DNA hybrid ribonuclease activity. The record is from RefSeq and is a predicted model, not a curated record.